GUCACCGAUGGCAAGGGAGUAGAUAGAUAAGACAAUGGCAGCGAUUUUCAUGGCGAUCGAGAGAGAAGGCGCCGGAGCGCGGGAGCGGUAAAGGCAGGCGCCAGAUCGGCAGACGGAGCAUACGGAGAAACAGGUGGAAAAGGUCGACUGGGAACCGUGCGAGCCCAAAUGUCGACCAUGGGGAAGCGAGGGUAGGGGAGGUGACGACGUACGCUCGGAUCGUGCUCAGAGGGAGGGAGAGGUGCAUGGCCACGAGACGAUUCGGGAAGAGCAGUCCGGUGUCUCCGGAUGGGGACAUCAAUGUUCGGCUGGGUGCGGGAGCGAGGGAGAUUAUUAGCUGGAGGGGAGGGGAGGGGACGCGAGGGGAAUGGCGGGGUUGGACGGAUGGCAGGACAUCGACCGUUAUACUCCUCGUCAAAUUGGGUCGAGACUGCGAACAUUUCUCACGUGCGAAAGAUCAUGCUUAAUGUCUGUGCGGGAAGAACGAGUCUUCUUUCCGCAGACAGGAGCAAGCGGGGCAGGAGAUUGUUUGCUGCACCCUCCCUUCCACUUGUCAGGAUGUGUAGAACCUGCAUGCAACAAUUGAUACAGUAAAACGACCAAACAUCUACACGAGCGGCGCCUUCUUUCGUACAGGUCGGUCGACCGACCAGCCUCUUCCAGUCGCGACACCGCUCUUCUCAAAGAGAUCCGGUCUGCGUGAGUCAAAAAGACUCAAUUCUAAAGCCUGUCCUCGACCAGAGUACCAACAUUUGACAGUCAAGGUUACAAAGUGCACAUUUCAGGUUGUUGUGGCUAACUCUCAUGUGUGUCCUGAGUGUGUCUCAAAGGAAGUACGUCGGAACAGCGUAAUCCCGGAUUGAAAGGCCUCUGCUGGCACCCUGCAAUUGGUCGGAGUGGAGUACUCCCUCUGCGAGCAGGCUUUUCACGAUGUAAACUUUGAAAGGGCAGUUCUCUAGUGCGUACGUCGUGGUCAAUGUUCGCAUUAUAAAAUUUCGUGGUCCAAUCCAUCGAUCAGUUGGAGCCAGUCUUUGCGAUACUCUCAGAGUUGCGAACUCGACCUUUUAAAUAACUUAAGGAUUAUCAAUGCUAACGCUCGAAUAUUUGUCCUUCCGAAUGUGUACACGAGCACGGCAUUGCGAGGUGAUGGCAAGCAACUCCAUACCUUAUCCACUCAAAUCUCAAGCCCCAUCGAGGACAUCGAAAAGUUUGCCUCAAAAGCCAAACCGGAGACAUGGACACGAUCGAAAUGGCAUAAACAAGUCCAGAGCCCUCUCACAGCUGACACCAGCUUGUCAUGUCACCUCUUCACGCCAUCAUUCCAGAUACUCCUGGUCGCCCUCGGAUGUGAAGCCGUUGGUUUCUCAUGGUAAUCAAGAGCACUCGACGAUUCUAAGAAUCUGAUUCUACGCCGGAAGACGGGCAAAGCGUGACGUACAUUCUACUGUUCUGUCAAGUCCUGGCCAUGAUACGGUCCUGCCUUAUCAGUCGAGGACUGUACAGUUGGUGUGAGUACGGUACUGGCAGCCUGAAGGGUCGGGACUCGGGGUAUGACAACGGAGAGCUUUACGACUUUCUCCCAGCAUGUGAAGCAUGGACUGGAUUUGGAAACACGGUUCAUUUGAUUUAUACCCAGCGUGGCUUGUGUCUGCGUAGGCAGGCACUAGCAACCUCGCUUUCCCUCGGCUCUUCUCGUCUCUAAGUGGAACGUGGAGGGGCAUGGAAUGGACGAAGACGGAGAACAUGUACGUACCGUCGCCUACCAUGGUACUGCUUCUCUCUGCUCCCUCUGAUCUGAUGCUCUGAAUGGGACGGACGGGCAAUUGAAUGGACCACUUUCCGCGAAGAUUUUUUCAUGAGUCGCUCCUCUUUUUGUUCAUACUUUGCGAGUUCUCGAGGGCAGCAAGCGGCCACUGUUUACUUUCUGCGGGAAUCAAAGCUUUGGUCAUUGUCAUCGGUUUCAGAUUUUCGUACAGUGUAGGGACCGGAUGCCGAGAAGAAUCAAGUUCUGUAAGCUCUCCGAAGCCACUGUUUUCAUUAUGAGCAAUCACAGAUGGCAGU
Marchantia polymorpha subsp. ruderalis is the source of this 2061-nucleotide messenger RNA. NCBI's taxonomy places the organism in Eukaryota, Viridiplantae, Streptophyta, Marchantiopsida, Marchantiales, Marchantiaceae. The record is from the annotation of a GenBank genome assembly.